Messenger RNA from Geodia barretti, 3090 nucleotides. The record is from the annotation of a GenBank genome assembly. NCBI's taxonomy places the organism in Eukaryota, Metazoa, Porifera, Demospongiae, Tetractinellida, Geodiidae.
GCUGUGGAUCUACACGGUGCCCGCUGGAGUGGCAGCAGUCGUGACGGUGGUGGCCUUCUGGUGGAACAAACCUCCUCUCCCUCCCUCUCCCUCCUCCGAGGACAGCACCAGUCCUCCCUUCUUUACAGGACUCCGAAUGGUCGGCGACCCACAUUACCUCUGUGGGGUGUAAAACUUUCAGGAAGAGAAAUUUGUUUCGAACACGUUUUCUUGAAAAGGGAUCUAAAACGGUGACAAACAGUUCGUUCUGGGUCCUGAUGGUGAUCUGGGGCAGUGGAGCUGGUCUCUUCAAUGCCCUCCUCACUCUCCUCCCACAGAUAGUCUGCCCCUUCGGCUACUCCGAUACUGACGCAGGGUUGUGGGGUGCUCUGAUGAUAUUCUGUGGACUGGUAGGGGCUACGUUGGCUGGGCUCCUCAUCGACUUCACUAAACUGUUCAAAGAAGUGGCAGUCGUAUCUCUCGGUCUCGGCAUUCUCAGCUUCGUCUGGUUCACUGAGGUAUUUACCAGUCACAAUGAACCAUACCUCAUUGGAGCUUCACUCUGUGCAUUCGGGUUCUUUGCACUCCCGCUGAUCCCGGCCUGCAUGGAGCUGGGGGUGGAGAUCACUUACCCCGUCGCCGAGGCAACCAGCUCCGGUCUCCUCUGGAGCGUCGCGCAGGUGAUGGGUAUAGCCCUGCUCUUCCUAGGUCAACUCCUGGAGUCUGAACUCCCCAGAGACCAAGUCGAGAGAGCCAACUGCCAGGCCACAGACUCACACACCAACUCUUCCCUACCAUGCUCCUCCUCCUUCUACGAUAGCAACUCCACCAUCAACACGGGAAAGACGGUCACUCCUUACGACUUUACCCACGCCAUGUUCCUAUACCUCUCACUGGUCACUUGUGUUCUGGUCCUGAUGGUUGUUGCCUUCCACCCAAAGUACCGCAGAAUAAGUGCAGAGAAGAAGGCCAAGUUCGAGGAGUCCGUGUAUAUCCAGUCGAACAAUUAGUGGGUCCCCGUCCGUUAUUUUUUAUCACAAUUGUAACAACAUUUACGCGGGUUGCGUGAGAUUUUGAGCGGGAUACGCGCGCGAAUUCGGCGGGCCUGUACUGUAGGAUCUAGAUAUGGCAGGCUGGCGGUGCUUGGUGGAGGGGCUGGAGCGGGAGGAGAAGAAAAGAUGGGGAAGUCUUCCAGCUGGAGAGGCUCUCUACGGCACUGCCGGGUUCAGGGACAGGGCUGACAGGCUGGGGAGAGUGGUGUUCAGAGUUGGAGUUUUGGCUGCUCUGAGAGCCAGAGCUACCAGAGGCAAGACCGACUCCUCACUGGCUUGUCUACCACUAUCCAACUAUGUUUCCCCUCCUUUCUCUUCUCUCUCUCUCUCUCUCUCUUCCCCUGCAGCCAGUGUCGGAGUGAUGAUCACCGCCUCACACAACCCCGUCCAGGACAACGGAGUGAAGGUAGUGGAGCCGCUGGGAGAGAUGUUGGUACAAGAAUGGGAGGACUUUGCCACUCGACUCGCGAAUGCAAGUACUGAGACUCUGGGGAAGGUGGUGGAAGAGAUAGCAGAGGCAGCUGGGCUGGACCCUGGCCUUCCCUCCAAGGUCCUCCUCGCCAGAGACAACAGACCGAGCGGUGAUUGCCUCAGAGAGCUGUUAGUAAGCGGAGCAGAAUUGGCGGGGGCAGAGUGUAAUGAUUACGGUGUCCUGACCACCCCUCAGCUCCACUACAUGGUCCGCUGUGUCAACACAGGAGGCAGAUAUGGAGCUGCAACUGAGGAUGGCUACUAUGACAAACUCUCUUCCGCUUUCCAUCAGAUGGUGCCUGAGUGUCCGGAGUCUCCCUCGCUGGUGAAGGUCGACGCCGCUAAUGGAGUGGGCGGAGCCAGCAUGAGGAAAGUGAUGGGAGGAGUGAGGGGGGAGUGGCUAAAGGUGGAGCUCUGCAACGACGGCAGUGGCAUCCUCAACGACCAGUGUGGUGCCGAUUUUGUCAAGUCAGGGCAGAAGGCUCCAAAAGGGGUGGAGUUUCUAGCCGGAGAUCGCUGCGCCUCAUUCGAUGGUGAUGCCGACAGAAUUGUCUAUUUCUGGAAAAAUCAAGGUGACCUCUUCUCUUGCAUUGAGUAUCAACCAUUCUCUGUCUUUUUGCAGAUGGACAGUUUCAGCUGUUGGAUGGGGACAAGAUUGCGUCUCUUGCAGCCCUCUUUAUUCACGAGCAACUCCAGAAACUUCCGUUCUCUCUCUCCCUCGUGGUGGGGUAUGUCUGGUGUGCCGAGGGGUAGCCUCACCAAGCGGCCCAUCUCACUGGGUUCUGUUGUGAUUCCCCCAGGAGUCGUACAAACUGCCUAUGCUAAUGGAGGAUCCACUGCCUUCCUGGAAAAACUAUUGGGUGUCCCCGUUGCAUGCACGUCUACUGGAGUAAAACAUCUUCACCACAAAGCCGCAUCGUUUGACAUCGGGGUGUACUUUGAGGCAAACGGUCACGGGACAGUGUUGUUUGGCAGCAGAGCGCAGGAGAAGCUCUCUGUCGCCGCCAAAGACGCGGGGGUGUCGGAGGCUGUCCAGCGUGCGGCCAGUCUCCUGUACGCCAUGUCUCAGUUGGUGAACCAGGCAGUGGGGGAUGCCGUGUCCGACUUGCUGAUGGUGGAGGCCAUCCUCAUCCACAAAAAGGUGGUGAAGGAUCGUAUGGUCGUGAAGACGACAGAUUUCGAGCGGAACUGUGUGAGUCCUGAGGGACUUCAAGAGGCCAUUGAUACUCUGGUAGCCAGUAAACCCCGUGCUCGAUCGUUUGUCAGGUGCUAUAUACAACAAUUGAAAUUGCAUGUUUCGUGGCUCAAAAUCUCUGAGGUCAAAAGGAAAAACAGUGAAAAUAGCAGGUGGGUGUCUCACAUACAGCCAUCUGGGACAGAAGACGUGGUGAGGGUGUAUGCAGAGGCUGAGACUCAGGCACUGGCGGACGAGCUAACCGUGCAGGUUGCAGCCAAAGUCUUUGAUCUCGCCGGCGGCACCGGGGAAACGCCCACACGCUCCAAUAACUUUUUAUAGCUCGGCAGCGCUGCUGCGCGCUACUAUUAUAGCGUCCUUUGAUCAUAAGCUGUUGAAAUGCAAUUGGAGUUU